AUGCCCUCCUCUAUCUCAACACCCUCCAUCGCAGCUGGAACAACAACUCCAACAACUUCGGCUUCAGAUCCGCCAAAGAGCUACCCCCAGAGCUACCCCGGACUAUAUCGCCAGCUGCCAUAUGAGCCAGCAUCAUCAUUCCCGGCACACCCCCAGAGCACGCCGCAACAGGGCCCUUGGCCAUCGUCCAACAUGCCCACUGCUACCCCUACCCCGUCCCCUCCGCCCGCUUCCAUUCCCGGUCUCACACCCUUCCAGCUGGCCUCGUUCCGCCAGAAUGGCUACCUGGUAAUCCCCAACUUCCUCAGCGGCAGCGAAGUCUCCUCCCUCCUCCAAACCACCCACGCCCUCCUCGACCGCUUCCCUCUCGCCUCGCACCCACUAACCUGCUUCACGACCGGCGACGAGUCCGACGACGACACAAGCUACAGCACCAACAACGCCAAGGCAAAACACAUCGGCGACCAAUACUUCCUCACCUCCGGCAACAAAAUCCAUUUCUUCUUCGAGCCGGACGCCUUCAUCCCCAACUCCUCCCCGCCCGAGCUGCGCAAGCCAAAGGCCCUCUCCGUCAAUAAAAUCGGCCAUGCCCUCCACGUCCUCUCCCCGCCCUUUGCUCAGGUCACCGUGCCCUCCACGCCCGCCACCGCUGACUCGCACAAUGGUAUAAGCACAGGGGCCCGUAACGCCGCCAUCGCCCGCGACCUGGGCUUCCGCGACCCGCGCGUCCUGCAGUCCAUGGUCAUCUGCAAGCAGCCCGGCAUCGGCGCGGCUGUGCACCCGCACAAGGACAGCGAGUUCCUGUACACAGACCCGCCGAGCGCCGUUGGGUGGUGGAUUGCGCUGCAGGAUGCCGGGGAGGGGAAUGGGGCGUUGGGGGUGUGGAAGGGUAGUCAUCGGCGGGGCAACAUCCAGCGCAGGCUUGUGCGGUGUAUUGGCGGCGAAGCGGACGGCGGCACGGAGUUUGUGAAAUGGGACGGUCCUGGGCUGGCCGCUGAGUUGGCUGCGGAGGCUCGUGAUGGUCAAGAUCAUGGGAAUGGGGACGAGGAGCCGUAUGAACCCCGCGACGAAGAUUUCGAGCUGCUGAAGGUCCAAGCUGGGUCGUUGGUGCUCAUUCAUGGGAAUGUGUUGCAUCAGAGUGAGCGGAAUACCAGCGACAGGAGCCGGUUUGCGUAUACGUUUCAUGUCAUUGAGGGGGCAGAGGGGUGGAAGUAUGACGAGCGGAAUUGGUUGCAACCUGAGCCCGGGGAAGGGUUUACGAGGCUCUUUGCGAAGGUGUAUUAA
Histoplasma mississippiense is the source of this 1284-nucleotide messenger RNA. RefSeq lists its product as hypothetical. Lineage: Eukaryota; Fungi; Ascomycota; Eurotiomycetes; Onygenales; Ajellomycetaceae. Bases 1 to 1284 code for a protein of 427 amino acids. The transcript is spliced from 2 exons. The record is from RefSeq and is a predicted model, not a curated record.